Molecule: messenger RNA, 1324 nt
Organism: Styela clava
Lineage: Eukaryota; Metazoa; Chordata; Ascidiacea; Stolidobranchia; Styelidae
Source: RefSeq, a predicted model, not a curated record
UAGCUACAACUCGACGAAAAACCAGUGGUUAUGUGCCGUACGGUGACUACAAUAUUUAUUCUUCGUUCCAGACUACAAUUUUUCACGAUAGACUAUUGUAAUUGCUUUUAUUUUGUUCAAUUCAUCUUGCUUGAUCAAGCCUGCAGAAAAUUGUCUUAUAUUACUAUGUAAAUUACUUCCAAAAUGCGGGAAGAAGUGAUUCAAGUAGACAAUUUAGCAUUUGAUGUCGACGGACGAUUGCGUAUCUAUAGAGUAUCGCCUCCUCCGCCACCUUCCAGGGCGGAAUCCUCUCUGAGUAUACAAUUCUCUCUUCCUGGCUAUGUAGAAGAAGAAACGCACGUAGAAGACGAAGACACCGAAAGUCUUCCACCACCACCCUCUUACCUAGAUUGCACCAUACCUCCUCCCGUAUAUGACGAUUUGUAUCCUGCGCCUAGACCUCCAAAAUCACCAAAACGAAUUACAAGGAGAACAUGGUUUAAAAUGAUUUCAAUCCUUGGAUUUGCGUCACUUGCCACAAGUUUAUUGCUAAUAGCUACUAGGAGCGUUAUUACGCAAUCCUGUACCGGGACACCGUUUCUUAUAGUGUGGUGUUUUGUAUCAAGUUUUAUCAUAUGGAGCGGAUUAACAUUAACAGUUAGCAAGAAAAUUAGAAAAAAAUUGAAUGAAUCUACUUCUGUUCGACCACUUGUCUUAUAUGUGGUGUCAAUUUUCUGCGUUUCGUGGUUAGUAGGAGGGAGUGUAAUAUCAUUUGAAAUCAUCGGCAAAAUCGAAGAUUGCUCAAGUGACGUUACAAGUGUAUCGUUUGCAACUUGUGUGAUCGGAUUCGUAUUUGGAGUAUUGUUCAUCUGCUUCGAAGUUUCAGGCUGACCAUGAAUGCUGUUAUUCAAAGGCUAUCACUGCGUGACGAUAAAUGUGACUUCUAGUAUGUUCAAAUUCGCCUAAUUGUUCGAACUGCAAUUUGAUGUUAAAACUGCAUUUACGCCAAUUUCGCGUUGAAGGCCUGAACACGAUGUCUGUUUAUCUGUGAUCGAGUUACAAUUUUCUGAAUAAGACGAGGAAAUUGGACGUAAAUUUAAUCAUAUUAUCUGUACACACACCAUAACAUUGUCAGGUUAUGAUAGCAAUUUUUUGUACUCUAGCAAAAUUAGAUAAUUUUAAUUGAAAUGACCACUAUAAUGUGGAUAAUGUUUACUUUAAAAAUCAAACUUCGUUCUGCAUCCACUAUCCCUGCUCAAUUCUAUUCGAUGUUCCACACAAUGGGUGCAUACGAAGGUGUCAGAAGUUUUUUACGUAAGCAACGUUUCGGUGUAUAUGUGUGCAU